AUGAAUACUUCCAGAAGGUCUACUAUUACUGGCGAAAUAGAUAAGUACCAGUUUGUUUGCAACAAGUUUUGGAAACCCAAGAACGAUGACCACGGUACUGUGACUGCACCUAACCUUGAAAUGCUAGAAGAUCCUUGUGAAGAUGGGAAUGAUGAUGAUGAGGAAGACAAUGCCAUUGUGGUUGCUAAUGAUGCUACUGAGAAGAAGAAGAAAGGGAAGAAAAGGAAAAGAGAAAAGAUAAUACAGACUGGGUGCAAAGCCAAGAUGAUAGCAAAAUUCAUUGAUGGCCGUUGGGAAGUCACUUAUUUCAUUGCUGAGCAUAGCCAUCCAUUGAUCGACAAACCUUCCUUGACUAAAUAUUUACGAUCACACCAAGGCACCCCCCCAGAAGAGAAGAUGUUUCUAAAGAACCUUCAUAAGUGCAACUUAACUACAGGUGAAUUAUGGUAG
Molecule: messenger RNA, 450 nt
Organism: Triticum turgidum subsp. durum (durum wheat)
Lineage: Eukaryota; Viridiplantae; Streptophyta; Magnoliopsida; Poales; Poaceae
Source: the annotation of a GenBank genome assembly